This is a messenger RNA of Pelecanus crispus (Dalmatian pelican), 294 nucleotides long. It is a transcript of the gene CTXN3, whose product is annotated as cortexin 3. Lineage: Eukaryota; Metazoa; Chordata; Aves; Pelecaniformes; Pelecanidae. The record is from RefSeq and is a predicted model, not a curated record.
AUGAUGCAUUGAAGACAACUGUGGGAUUAUUCAUUUCAGCUUCCCUGGAUGAUGGAUGAAGAGAUAUUCACUACCACUUUGGUGCCAUCUGGGAACAUGACACCAAAUUCUAGCAUGACCCUGGAACAGAAAACAACAUUUGCCUUUGUGAUUUUAUUAUUUAUUUUCUUGGGAAUCCUCAUUGUUCGCUGCUUCCGAAUUCUCCUUGACCCCUACCAGAGUAUGCCAACCUCAACCUGGGCUGAUGGACUUGAUGGGCUGGAGAAAGGCCAGUUUGACUAUGCUCUUGCUUAA